Molecule: messenger RNA, 1071 nt
Organism: Letharia lupina
Lineage: Eukaryota; Fungi; Ascomycota; Lecanoromycetes; Lecanorales; Parmeliaceae
Exons: 3
Coding region: 1-1071 (356 amino acids)
Biological process (GO): fatty acid elongation, saturated fatty acid; sphingolipid biosynthetic process; very long-chain fatty acid biosynthetic process
Cellular component (GO): endoplasmic reticulum membrane
Molecular function (GO): fatty acid elongase activity
Source: RefSeq, a predicted model, not a curated record
AUGUCAUCCAACCGUCUCGAUUCCAUUCCCCUACCUACGCUCGACAGACCCUUCAUUGUGGAACUAUGGCCUCAAUUCGACAAGCUCUAUUCCCACGUCGUGGGACACUCCGCAAACAAAUUUGUCUUCGUACCAGGUGCAACGUCUCUGUCGACCUUCACAGCGACGGUAACAAUGCUCAUAACGUAUUACGUGACGGUCUUUGCAGGGAGAGAGUUCAUGAAAAAUCGGGAACCAUUCAAGCUCAAUGGCCUAUUCAUGGUGCACAAUCUAGCUUUGACCAUUAUCAGUGGAGUUCUUCUGGCACUCUUCACUGAGCAGUUGCUACCAACAAUUGCGAGAAAUGGAGUCUUCUACGCCAUAUGCGACCACAGGGGAGGAUGGACAGCCCCUCUGGUGACUCUAUAUUACCUGAACUAUCUUACAAAAUACGUGGAGCUGUUGGACACUGUCUUCAUGGUUCUCAAGAAAAAGCCCCUCACCUUUCUCCAUACCUAUCAUCACGGGGCUACUGCUUUGCUCUGCUAUACUCAACUCGUUGGGCUGACCGCCGUCUCCUGGGUCCCCAUCACCCUCAAUCUCACCGUCCACGUAGUCAUGUACUGGUACUACUUUCAAGCCGCGCGCGGCGUGCGCAUCUCGUGGAAGAAAUGGAUCACCAGGCUCCAAAUAGCUCAAUUCGUCAUCGAUCUUGGCUUCGUCUAUUUUGCGUCCUACACUUACUUCUCCUCAACCUACUUCCCUAACCUACCUACGGCCGGCAAAUGCGCUGGUGAAGAGUUUGCUGCUUUUGCAGGCAUGGGCAUCAUCUCCUCCUACCUCCUACUCUUCAUCUCCUUCUACUUCGCUACAUACAAGAAAGACAAUGCAAAGGGUGGAAGGGGGCGGAAGAAGAGCAGAAGACUUAGCCAGACGGCAACAAGAGCGGCCAUCGACAUGAGCAGGAUGGAAGUGCCUGACGUGCAACGCAUGGAAGAUGCCGUGCAUUUGGGAGGUCAUUCCAAUGGAUCAGCAAAAGGGAAAGAAAAUGGUGGAAUCACGCCCAGGGUGACACGGUCGAGAAAGGGGUAA